Dentiscutata erythropus is the source of this 2983-nucleotide messenger RNA. The record is from the annotation of a GenBank genome assembly. Lineage: Eukaryota; Fungi; Glomeromycota; Glomeromycetes; Diversisporales; Gigasporaceae.
AUGUCAAAGUGCAGUUUGAAAGAUGCGUUUGACGAUCUCAAUAGUUUACUUAACACAAAACCAAUAGAAAAUGAAAAGAAAAAGCGUGGAAGACCACCAAAGAAAGAGAAAUCUAUUGCUGCUAAAGAAUUACAAAGAGCACUUCAAAAAAUAUUAAAAAUAUUAGAGGAUGAGCUCUCGAGACCAAAUCUCUUUUAUGAUACCAACACGACUACUUAUCAACAAGCUAUAAGUGAUUUGGGAUAUUUGCUUCAUGAAUACAAAGAUACUAAAGAUGUUGCAAAGAAAUCAGCUGAAAUAUUGAGCCAUAUCGCUUUAAUAGUUAUUAAUAGCGGUUUGCUUGAAAAUGGUCAAGAUGAUUGGGUAAAAAUUGUAAUUGAAACGCUCUCUUUAAUUGAGAAAUUUGUCCAGCAAGAUGAUAUAGAUCGAGAGACAUUUGGAAAACUUUGUCUCAAAAUUCUCUCACAAGCGUUGUUAAAGCAACCUUUCCCAAUCGAUGUCAGAAGAAUGACAGCAAAUGUUAUCAAUGCCCUUCUGACGGGAUGCAAAGAAAACAAAAAGUUAUUAAGCCAAGAACAGUUCUUUAAAAUUUCUGAUCUUGCUUCCUCUAUGAUAUCUGCGUUAGAUUAUGAGCUUCAACUUCGCCAUCUUGAGAUCCUUUUCAGGUUAUGUCCAAGAGUGCAAAAAGAUCGUGAAAUUUUUGCAAAUAAAGCAUUUAUGGAUCAAACUAUUGUAACAAAAUUUCUUGGUAUUACUGCCAACGAAUUUUUCGAGGAUUCGAGAUAUUUCUUGAAUGAGAUCAAUGCAAAUAAUGAUGGGGUAUCAAAAACACCAAAAACUUUUAAAGUUUCACGCAUGAAGUAUAAUAAAUGUGAAUUAUAUAGUCCCGAGGGUCAACGUUACUUCUUUGUGGAUUUUAAUAAAUGGACAAUAUCUAUGACAAUAUCCACAACAAUACCCACAGAGGAGGAUGAUUCUACUGAUAUUGAUGUAAUAGAUAUCAAAUAUUCAAAAAUAUCAUCAUGGGAUUUUCAAUGCCUAAUCUUGAAAUUAUACCUUUCCGAACCUUUGAAACUUGGUGGUCAAAAUCCUUCCGUUAAUGAGCAUGUUCUUAAUAUGACAUUUGAUCCUGUUGAAAGCAGGAUAAAAGAAAGCAUUGAAAGAAUAUUUAAUAAUCAAAAAGUUAAAUCAAGAACACAGCAACCAAAGGUGUCUGUUUCCAUAGGAAUUUUACAGCCGCAUUCUUCUUCAUUCAAUGCAGCAACCGCUCUUGAUACUCUAUCGAAAUCUUUAGAAGCUUCUAAAACACCUACAUCUAAACGAAUUGAUAGACAUAUUAACAUACCAAAAGAAACAGAUUUCGAUGAAGAAGCUACUCUAGUGAAUGUUGAUGAAUCUCAAAAUAAUUUAUCUACAUUCAGUAAUAUUCUUGCGAAAAGUCGUAGUCAAUUGUCAAAAAAUAUUACACCACCUCCUUUACCAAUGUCAUCUUCGUCAAAUGAAAAUUCUCCAUGUAACAACACAAAUUCUAUGGAUCAUAAAUCAAUAACGCAAAUACUAGAGAAUAAUUACAAUGUCAAUCAUAGAUAUGCUUUUCCACCACCAAAACAGCGAACAAAACCAUUGAAUUUGUCUGCUUCAAAGCAAAAAAACAAGAUUAAUAAUAAUGUUGAUCUUGUUAUUGAAAAAGACUGCGAAAAUUCAAUAUUAAACAAUGAAUGUUCGAGUCAAAGUGCCACGCGAAGUUGCCAGAACGUUUCAACAUCUGUCAAUGAUGAGAUAAGAAGGUCGACCGUAAAUAGUAUACAAAAGCGAACAGAUCAACCGAAAUACGGUAAAGAAGAUAUAGUAAAAAGACAACCAGAAUUUAGAAAUGAUAAUACAAAGAAAUCAAAUGGUAAAGAUCUUGAGAAAGUGCGAAACCAAUCAAACGUCGCAAAAAAUCACGAUGUUGCUUCAGUAAAAAACGACAAACGACUUGGUUUACCACACACAAACGAAAAUCGCAACCGCAACUCUUUAAUUGGUUACAAAGGAAGUGCUACAAACCCUGAAAUAGGUCACGGAAGGAGUAAACGAAAAACUCUGGAUUUAAAUGAUGACGAUCCGGAAGACCCAGAGCAGUAUCGAAAUGACGAUCAAGUCAAAGGCAAUUCUAAUUAUCGAGUUGUGACAAAAAAAGGAGGAAAAAAAUUAAUUGUGGUCGAUGAUGAUGAAAGCCAAACAAUGAGCGAAGAAGAAUUUUGGAAUCCAAAGCAAAAAAAUAAUUAUGAUUCCUCCACUGAUAUUGAACAUGUAGAUGUGACCGAUGUACAACGUUUAAAAUCAAAACAUCAAAAGAAUACCGAAAAUAAGGGUGAAAAUAGGCAUGUUUCUUUUAUAAGACGGUUACAAGCAUUUACAAAUUAUUUGGGUGCAGAUGAGGAUAAAGAUGACGAAGAAAUUUCGGUGCAGGAUGAUAUAUAUAUUAUUCAUUCACGAGAUAGUUCACCUACUAUUAAUGAUAAUGACGAAACUGUACAAAAAAAGAUUAAUGAAAUUGAGACUAGUAAGGAACACUAUGAAACAAUAGACGAUGGCACUGAUAAUGAAGAUAAUUUCAUCCCUUCCAACAAAGUCGUGAAUGAACAAAUUAAAUCACAAAAAUUUGCAGAUGAACAGUUGGAUGAGGAAAUCGGAAGUUUAUUGCAACUUGUUGGCGAGGCAAUAUUUAGACAAUUUCAAAGGCAAGACUCUACAUUAUUUCAAGCCUCAGAAAAUGCUAUAAUUCAUAGUGAGACAAAAUUAACUCAAAGUUUGGAAAAACAGUUUGAACGCAAGCGUGAAGUAUUGAAUACAUACAGGAGCAAUUAUACAUUAAUUGCAUCGGAAUCUCAACAGAUGAUGAACAAAUUGAAAGAAGGAAGAAAUGAUCUAGAAACUUUGGAACAGACCUUGAUUGAUAUGGAAAAAAUGGAAUUAGACUUUGGAAUAAAUAUCGAAU